AUGGGACAAGACGAUGGCAAGGUGAAACCAAUCCUGGUCAUCAAAGAUUCGAAGACGCAAGCAAUAGCUGCGACUUUUGUGGAAGCCAAGGGAACAGACCCCUACGCCAUCAAGUUUUGGCAGGGCUUUGUCAAGCACCUUGGUUACAAGAAGUUCAUUGCGAAAAGUGAUGGAGAACCAGCCAUAAAGGCUAUGAAGGCGAAGGCCAUAGAUGGCCUGAAGGGGAUUGAAGCAAUAUCCCAAGAGACUCCCGAGGGAGACCACCAGGCCAACGGCCUGGCAGAGGUAGCUGUGAGAGAAGUGAAAAGGCAAGUACGGGUCAUGAAGAGCUCUCUGGAGGAGAAGCUCGGGAUCACGCUAAGUGACGAGGACCCAGUCCUUGCAUGGCUGCCGAGACACGGAGCAGACUUGCUCACGAGGUAUAGGAAGGGAGAAGACGGCAGGACGCCCGAGCAGCGCCGGUCAGGGAAGGCCUGGAGACGGCCAGCCUUAGAGCUGGGUGAAAGGCUUUUCUACCGUGAAGCGGUCGCCGCGGAAUCCAACAAGAAUGAUCUCCACAUGAAGAUGUUGGAGGGCAGGUACAUAGGACACCAUGGCGGGACCGGAGCGUUGCUGGUCAUCACACCCAAUGGUGUGAAGAGGGCGCAAGGAGUGAGACGUUUACCGCCUGAGCAGAGAUGGGACGCUCAGGGAUGGACAAGCCUCAGAGGCUAUCCUUGGGAUGUAGCCCACAGAGCUGGUAGGAGCCACAGGCUCAACGGAGAAGGCCCGCUUCCAGUGCAGGGCCCGGCACCAGUGUUGGCGCCGCCAGUCCAAAGGAGACUGUACAUUCUGAAAGCGGAUGUAGAGCGCCUGGGACCAACCCCAGGCUGCCCCGGGUGUACAUGCGUACUCCUGGGAGAGUCGACGCAGGUCAACCACACAGAGGCCUGCAGAGCCAGAAUGAUGGAGCUUCUAGCUCAAGACGAGAGGGGAAAGGCCAGAAUUGAGGCACACGAGUUGCGCCAGAGACGAAGGCCAGAGCCCCCAGAGAGGGAAGAAGAGCUCCGAGUAGCUGAUGCGGUAGGUGAACCGGAGGCUUCAGGCGUGCCUGAGGCAGAAGAAGAAAGAAAAAGAGGGGCACGAGUAGCCCGGGGUCACCCGGGACUCUGCCGGUAG
Molecule: messenger RNA, 1158 nt
Organism: Symbiodinium natans
Lineage: Eukaryota; Dinophyceae; Suessiales; Symbiodiniaceae
Source: the annotation of a GenBank genome assembly